Messenger RNA from Ostrea edulis (European flat oyster), 2691 nucleotides. RefSeq lists its product as uncharacterized. The record is from RefSeq and is a predicted model, not a curated record. NCBI's taxonomy places the organism in Eukaryota, Metazoa, Mollusca, Bivalvia, Ostreida, Ostreidae. Gene Ontology annotation, molecular function: protein binding. The transcript has 9 exons. Bases 72 to 2642 code for a protein of 856 amino acids.
UAAAAAUAGACACAAACAUUUAUGGAGCAUUAAAACUUUAUGUUGUAAAUAACAUACAAAGUGAUACUAUCAUGGCAGCUUUAGUUGAUUCUCAAUCUGCUGUAGUACAACAGUCAUUUCAAAAUGGAGUUGAUGAGGAAAUCAUCAAUAAUAUCAAAGAACUGAUCAUCAACAGAACAGGAUACCCCCCAGUCAAUGCAGACCAUUUGUACGUCUUCAAACAGCACAUGGAUAAUUUUCCUCACCCCUGUCCUACUAUGGGUGAUAGUAUCUCUGGAGGAACUUUUCCUACCCCCAAUCCAACACAAAACAUUGCUGAAGAUCUUGCAGGCUGGGAGGAUGUUGAUUCACAGCAAUACAAUUAUGUACAGGCCAUCUUUAACCAUGUAUCACAAGAGGAUCAACAGCAUGCAUACAACCAUUUCUUCCAAAAACUAAGUCGUGCUCCAAGAGUCCUGGAGUUUUCUCGCUUCCUGCUGAUCUAUGAAGGUAAUGACCAGCCUGACACAUCUCGCAAGACAUUAGGGCAGCUAUACUUAGAAAAUGAAGAGUUCAGAGAAACUCUUAAUAGUCAUCUCAAAAGUAUGGAACUUCUCAGAGAAAUGUUGAGCUCUAAAGACACCAUAAUAGAAAUAUUGGGACAGUCCAGUUCAGACAGUAUGAAAAAGAUCGAUGAUCUACAAACGCACAAGUUAAACCUUCAGAGAAUCCUGUGUACAGUCCAGCAGGAGAAGGCACAGCUCCAGCUAGACCAUAAUUCCCUGCAACAGAAUCAUAACCAGUGCCUUACUGAGCUGGAGGAUGAAAGGAAGGACAAACAAAUGUUAAAAUACAGGUGUGAACAGUUACAGACAGACAAACAGGCACUUCAGAACACAAUUACAUCACAGACAGAAACAAUCACAGACAUGCAGGUCACCAUUCAUGAACACGAACACAAUUCAGACAGACUGACCGACUCGAUCACAGAGCUUAAACAGAAACUGCACAGAGAACGUUAUGAGAAAUCAACUAUUUUGCAAAAGUUAGAGGAAAAGUUAGAAGUUAUUUCAGAAUUGGAGGAAGAUAGGGCAAUAUUUAUGAUGGAAAAUGAGGCACAGAGGGAAUAUUUUUUAGAUGUGAAGGGGGAAAAAAUAAGACUACAGAGAGAAAACAAAGAUUUGAGAGAAUUUGUAGAGAUUUCCAGAAGUAUUUUGGCUUCUCAAUAUGACAAACUGAUUCAGUCAAUGGAAGUAAAUUUGGACAAACUUGAUAGAAAUUUGUCUCAUAUGACAGAAAGAAAUUCCCAUUUGUCCCAAACUGUGAUGGAACAGUCCCAAACUAUCACUGAUCUUGAGAGCAGGAACUCUCAUCUUGAAAGUACAACAGCAGAACAAUGCAUUACAAUUUCUGAUCUUGAGAGCAAGAACUCUCAUCUUGAGAGCAAGAACUCACAUCUUGAAUGUUUAACAACAGAUAUUCAAAGUAAAAACACUCAGCAAAACAAAACAAUUACUGAGCUUCAGCAACAAAACCAAGGGUUUCAGCAACAAAACCAAGGGCUUCAGCAACAAAACCAAGGGCUUCAGCAACAAAACCAAGGGCAGCAAUUUUUCAUUCUUUUCUUAGUGGUGGUCAUCUUCACACUGAUCUGUUUACAAUUCUCAAAUCAAGGAAGCAAUGACAACAUCAUAUCAUAUUUAUUUAUAGAUAGUGAUUAUGAUAAGCUUAAUAUCAAAUUCAAUGGAUAUUUGAUGUCAUUAGCAGCAGAGGAGGAGAGUGACCACCCUGGCUGUGAUGUGACGGCCAUGUUGGAUCUCCAGGUAUCCGAGAUUGAAAUGCUGACCAGUAUGUUCCCUGACAAAGCAGAGUUUUCACUUGAUGACCCUUCUGCACUGGAGAAUGUAAAGUCUUUCUUAGCAGGACAUAUUAAGUAUGAAUAUCUUCACAAAAGAAUAGGAUUCUCUCUUCAUGUUCAUCCAGAAGGAUCUCAGUUAUCAGUGGAAUUGGUAUGCACUUUCCCCCAUGAGUAUCCCCAAGCUCCUCCAAAUGUUUUCACUCGAUGUCCAAAUAUGAGUAAGGAGAAUCAUAGGAAACUCAACGAGGAUUUGCAUGAAUUCAUGCAGAGUUUGGACCGUGGAGAAAUCUGUAUGUAUUCAGUGAUCGAAUGGAUUCAAGACAACAUUGAUAACUAUGUUCAGGCAUUGAAAGAGAGCGAUUCCGUUCCAGUCACUGAGGUUCAGUAUGAUACAGUAUUGUCUAGGCUGUGGAUCUACAGUCACCACAUCUACAGCAAGUUCAAACGGAGGGACAUUCUGGACUGGGCAGACGAAUUGAAAUUAACUGGAUUUAGUCUACCUGGAAAACCCGGUGUAAUCUGUGUGGAGGGGUACAGUCGCAAUGUGGAGGACUACUGGCAUCGACUGAGGGGGAUGAACUGGAAAAGGAUUGUUAUCAGAGAGAAAGAGGAGGUGGACAUUGGUGAUGAUGAUAUUGUCAAACAUCGAAAAUUUUCAAACUUUGAGGAAAAGGUGUUCAAUGUCCGAGGAGGCAAAGGGAGGGAGUACCACAUGGACUUUGGACAGUUACACUCCUAUCUUGAAGAACAUCAGAGUGGGCAUAUAUUUAGCAUAUAUUUUGGGGUUGAUGGGAAAACUAAUUAAAACUCUGGGUUGUAUAUUCUAAUAAAUGCAUGUACAUGUUUAGUAUGAA